GCAAUUCUCGUUUCUCAAUUUCUCCUAAAAUACCAGAUGACAAUUAGGUCUAUGUUUCCUACUUUCCUACCCCGUCAAGCAUAACCUAAAGGUAUUUGAGCAUAUAAUUUGAGCACCUGAGAGCUAGGGAGUAAAACCUGAUUGGAGCGCCGAGAGCAGUAAAGCACGACUUCACGAGCUUCGAAACGCUUGGAGACAGUGGCGGCGGAAACUGGGGCGGCUGUGCUCCUGUGUAUUUGUGCGAUUAUUGUCCGAUAAUCAUAUUGUGCAAUCACCGAUCGGCCUGCUCAAGCCUCAGCUCCAAGGAGUUUGUGCGAAGGGGAAGGGUCACUUUUGGGAUUGGGAGUGAAUUUUUUACUUUUGAGAAUUUGGGCCACUUUUGGGAUAGGAUCUUUAUGCAAUUUUUACUUUUGAGAAUUUGAGGCGUUGGGCUAGAAUUUAUUUGGUUUGGCUAAUUUGUUUAAUGGACUGGGGGCAGAUUAUAUUUUUUAUGGGGGGCAAUUAUAUACAAAAUCUUAAAAAAUAUUAUAUAUACAUAUAGAUAAAUUUUUUCACUGGUUACAUAGAGUAGAUCCGCCCCUGCCGGUGGUGCUUCCCAUUCACGGAAUCAACCCAAAACCCUACCUUAGCUUAGCUUAGCUUAGCUUGCGUCAAAACCAGAGAGAGAGAGAGAGAUUGAAGAGAGAGAGUUCAGUUCAUUCAUUGAUUGGAUUGGGUUCAAUUCACUCAAUUCCUCUUUGGCAGUGUGUGUGUGUGUAUGUAUAUAUAUAUAUUUAUAAUAAUUAGGAAUAGAAAAUAUGAAUGAAAAUCAUACUGCUACUACUCAGUUAUUAGAAGAAGUUGUAGCCCACGGCAAACAACUCUUACACAAACUCCUCUCAUCUCUAACCUUGACUCGCCCCCCUAACCCUCAACUCCCCCUCCUCCUCCACAGGAAGGCCACAUCAGGAAUGGAUGAUGAUAUAGAAGAUUCCUCGGCCCAAGACGGGACUAUUAUGAGUCUACAUGGAAAGGGAAUUCAGUUGGUAGGAGAAGUAGCCUACAUUAAUGAUGGCUUAAGGCAAGUGCUAUCAUCUUUAACUUCCUCCAGUCAGCCACGACCCAUCAUACGUACCAGGGGAACAUCAUCAUCAUCAUCAGGUUAUUCGGGAAAUGCCAGAAGAGCAAUGUGUGCAUCACGUAAAGCAGCUGCAUCCAAUUUUGAGUUGAACAAUAAUAAUGGUGCAAAAUAUAAAGCUGAAGAUGCCACAAUCUAUUUUUGUCUGCGAAUCUUUUACAACUCUGCAAAUGAAGCAGAAGAUAACUGGUUUUCUAUUCCAACAUGGCAAAUGCCUCUUAGUACAGACAGAUUCAUCCGUCCCAUCUUUAAGGAGCCAGGUCGAGCCGUUACCUAUCAUGAUACUCCUCCAAUUGCGGUAGGGCCUUAUAUCUUCAUCAUCCAUGAGGUAGAGAAGACCAACGAGGAAGAGAUGCCCUCGUGGUCUGUGUUUUAUCGCGAUACACAAAAUAAGAGCAAGGACGGAUGGAUGGAAGCUCCGCGCCUGCAUGGAGACACCAAUGGUUACUACUUCUUUCACGCCAAUGACAAGAUUUAUGGAUUGGGAAUCCUUGGCCGCUCAUAUUUUCGGGGUGGCUCAUAUGGUGAUCCAAAGGAUCUCUCAUUUGAUUUGAGGUGUCUUGAUUGCCGCCAUGAAUUGAACCAAAGCUGGCAGUCCAUAUAUUCCAAUAUUCCCAUUGAUAGUAUUGAACUCUCAAACCACUGCUCGAACAAAGUUCAGGCAUUCAAACUUGAGUAUGCAACUACUACUGAUUCGGCUACCGGUAAAACCAAGCCCCAUCCUAGGCGUGCGUUGAUAUUUAUUAGACUGGGGUGCUGGAUUUCCUAUGAUUUUGAANGAACCAAAGCUGGCAGUCCAUAUAUUCCAAUAUUCCCAUUGAUAGUAUUGAACUCUCAAACCACUGCUCGAACAAAGUUCAGGCAUUCAAACUUGAGUAUGCAACUACUACUGAUUCGGCUACCGGUAAAACCAAGCCCCAUCCUAGGCGUGCGUUGAUAUUUAUUAGACUGGGGUGCUGGAUUUCCUAUGAUUUUGAAUGCAAUGAAUUCAAUGUGUCUAAGAAGGUGCACAAAAUUUUCAGGCAGCUGUAUGACUGCGAAGCUGUAAGUCUUGGGGAUGUGUUUUACUCUUUGGUCAAGGAUGAGCGGCGAGGUGUAAUAGUCCCUCUUAUGGCCUACAUCCACCCCUUUUCUGCCGAUAAAGGGUACGAAACUCCAGUGCUUGGUUUGGGCAACAUAGACAAUGCUUUGCCAGUGGGCUAUAGAAAACGUGUAUAUUCAGAUAUUGAAGUGGUACACCCCCCUUCAAAGUUGUUGCUCAUAGGCGAAGGACGUCUCUGUAUUCUUUGGGCUGAGAUGCGCCCUCCCACCAAGCUUAUUUACUGUACCGUAUUUAAUGUGUGUGUGGAGGGUGAUGAUGAAAAGCCACACGCCGUAAAUGUUUCCACCAGGGUGUACAAGGUCAGGGGUGCUCAUGGGCACAAUUUACAUGCUGUCGCUAUUAGCGGUAAGAUGAUAUCGCAAUUCAUGAAGAGAGAAUCCACACAGGCUGGAGGCUGGUUUGAGGGAAGCUCUUCGAAAAUUGGAUGCCAAGGGAGGGGGAGGCAAGUAAACAAAGAGAAUAAAGAGGAGAAGAGGAAGAAGAAAAUUAGAAGAGGAUAAUAACAGAGGAAGACUGAGGACAGAGUUGAAAAACUCCAAACCGAAAGAUUGAAAACAAGAGGAAGGCAAGGGAAUCAAAGCCAAAAGUUUAAGUAACUUUCUCUGUCGUUUUAAUACCAAACGAGGUGAGGGACUCAUUUCCCCCCUCAUCCCUCCAACCAAACAUGCCUUUAAGGUCCUUGGUAGACUUUUUACAUUAGCCAAAUAUUUUUUUAAUAUUAUAAAAACUUAAUGUUUAGAAGGAAUGUAUUGAAUUGAUAUUACAUUUUAACACAAUGUUGUAGGGGUGAACAAGUAUCAAUAAAAUUGAGAAAACUGA
Messenger RNA from Cuscuta campestris, 3038 nucleotides. NCBI's taxonomy places the organism in Eukaryota, Viridiplantae, Streptophyta, Magnoliopsida, Solanales, Convolvulaceae. The record is from the annotation of a GenBank genome assembly.